Messenger RNA from Acanthochromis polyacanthus (spiny chromis), 5757 nucleotides. RefSeq names its product NEDD4 like E3 ubiquitin protein ligase (gene nedd4l). NCBI's taxonomy places the organism in Eukaryota, Metazoa, Chordata, Actinopteri, Pomacentridae. Gene Ontology annotation, biological process: regulation of dendrite morphogenesis; ubiquitin-dependent protein catabolic process. Gene Ontology annotation, molecular function: sodium channel inhibitor activity; ubiquitin protein ligase activity; protein binding. The transcript is spliced from 28 exons. Bases 77 to 3907 code for a protein of 1276 amino acids. The record is from RefSeq and is a predicted model, not a curated record.
AGCCAGUGGAGAGAACCAACAGCCAGUAGGAGAGAGAAAGUGAGAGGGAACGGGAGCUGUGGGACGUUAGGGGAAAAUGGCACAGCGUCUGCGUUUGUACUUUGGCUCGGGCCGCAGUAACACAGCCCCGGAGAUACUGGAAGGAGACUGUGAGGAACAGCAGGGAGACAUCGAUGUGGUCACGGCCCUCCGCAUGCAGCCACCUCCAACACCGAGGCCUUCGCAGGACUCGGCCGCGCAGCACGUCCCAGCGACGACUUUCGGUGUGCGCUCGGAGCCUUCGCUCAAACGCAGCUCCUCCAUGUUCAUACCUCAGCUCGCUGCCUACACAGAGCCGCGUCCUACUAAGAGCUCGUCCAUGCACAUCUCCCUCCAGCGCUCCAAUGGAUCAAGUAAUGGGGAUUCCAGUGGCCAUGCUGAUGAUGUCCCGCCACCCUGUUAUACUCCUCCAGGACCUGCGCCUGCCUAUACUGAACCACAGAAUCAAGCAGACUUUCCGCAACAGCCACCUCCCCCAUACAGCAUCUCAGAUUCUUUAAACUCGCACGCCGUCCCCACAGAGCCGAACCUGCCCAAACGCAGAGUCUUCAGUAUUGGUUCCAGUGGUCAUACUACGUAUAGCAGAGGUCAGCCUGGCAUCAGUGUUGGUGCCAUUUGCAUCCAGAGGAGUUCUUCAGACGGUUCUGAUGUCCGGCAUUUCAGAAUCCUCCCUUCCAGUGGUGCUGGCUGGUCUGUCCAACAGCAGAGCCUCGACCAGUGCUCCGGUAUUAAUGGUGCGACACAGAGACUAGUGUUUCAGCUCCAGCAAAAUCAGAACCAGGAUCAGAAUCAGGGCGGACAACAGGCUGCUGCAUCCCUGGACGAACGCACAGAUGUCGGCCAUGACAACUCCAGAGGUUGCCAGACAAUACGUUACCCCAGAAUUCGACUGCAGAGAACCUCGUCUCACCAGAGGCUGUUGCUGGAGAACAAACACCAGAAAAGCGAUGCAGAGAACCAGACUAUACAAGAAAAUCAAACGGACGAGGAGAUGGAAGCAAGAAACAGAUCUAAUGGUUGUACUUUUAAAAUCAGUGGGGAAACACCCAGAAGGCAACCACAUUUCAAGAUUUAUUUUUCCCCGGGUGGAGAUCAGGAUGUGAGUUUUGGCGAUGAAUCGGCAACAAAUAAUCCCAAGACCAGAGAUGAUUUCCUGGGACAAGUUGAUGUUCCUCUCAGUCAUUUGCCGACUGAGGACCCUGCUAUGGAGCGGCCGUACACAUUUAAAGACUUCCUUUUGCGGCCAAGAAGAUGUUAUUCUUCUAGUCACAAGUCCAGGGUGAAGGGUUACCUGCGUCUGAAGAUGGCCUAUCUGCCCAAACAAGGAGGACACGAGGAGGAGGCAGGAGAGAUGAGGGAGGAGGCUGAGGGCUGGGAUGAGUCUGCAGACUCAGGAUCCCAGCGACCCCAGCAGCUACUGCCCCCUUUGCCUCCAGGCUGGGAAGAAAAGGUGGACAACCUGGGACGCACCUACUACGUCAACCACAACAACCGCACUACACAGUGGAAACGGCCCUCCAACAUGGAUGUGAUUUCAGAGACUGAGAGCGACAAUCAACAGCGGCAAAUCAACCAGGAAGCACACCGUGUCUUCCGUUCGAGACGCCACAUCAGUGAAGACCUUGAGAACGAGCACCUGGAGCCCAGAGACAUCGACAAUUCCUGGGAGCUCAUCACAGAAGAGGAUCCUAACGACAGCUUGUCCCAGUCACUGCCCGGUCCCUCCUCCAUCUUGACCCCACAGCACCCGCCAACACCCGUCACCCAGGAGUUCUCUGAAGAUUUAAAUCUGAGGCUGUCUCUUACUCCUGAUACUAAUGGCGAAGUGCCAGGGCCCAGCUCUGCUCUGACCCAGCUGUCAAACAGACUCCGUUCCUCAAGUAUGACGGAUGGCGUCAGUGAUCAGGCCCAGGCUCCUCCUCUUACGCAGAGGUCCCAGACCAGGAGAACAAGAGCUCAAACUGUCUCAGGUGGUGAGGAGCCUAUGUCUCCCUCGGCGACUGCUUACACCCUGACCACUCCUGGCCUGCCCCCUGGAUGGGAGGAGAGGAAGGACGCCAAGGGAAGAACUUAUUACGUCAACCAUAACAACCGCACCACUACUUGGACUAGGCCAAUUGUGCAGCUGACUGAAGACGGAGCCAGCACCUCAGCAGCAGCGUCAGGAGGAGCGUCGGCCCUGACACCCGCAUCCACCCUUUCCUCCUCUUCCAAUGCCUCCAACAACCACCUCCAUGAGCCCCAAGUCCGACGACCUCGUAGCCUCAGCUCCCCCACUGUCACCCUUUCCACCCCCUUGGAGGGAGCCAACAACAUCCAGGUACGGAGGGCUGUGAAAGACACACUCUCCAAUCCACAGUCUCCCCAGCCGUCUCCUUACAGCUCCCCAAAAUCACAACACAAGACCCAGCAGAGCUUCCUGCCCCCGGGCUGGGAGAUGAGAAUAGCCCCGAAUGGACGGCCUUUCUUCAUCGACCACAACAGCAGAGCCACCACCUGGGAGGACCCCAGAUUGAAAUAUCCAGUCCAUAUGAGGAAUAAGAACUCAAUGGAGCCCGGCGAACUCGGUCCUCUUCCUAACCUACCAGAGGAGCCUGGAUGGGAAGAAAGAGUUCACACAGAUGGACGCACCUUCUACAUCGACCACAAUACAAAGAACACGCAGUGGGAGGACCCACGUCUACAGAGUCCAGCUAUCACAGGACCCGCUGUUCCCUACUCCAGAGAGUUCAAGCAGAAAUACGACUACUUCAGGAAGAAAUUAAAGAAACCGGCUGACAUCCCCAACCGAUUUGAGAUGAAGCUACACAGGAACAACAUCUUUGAAGAGUCGUAUCGUCGAAUCAUGUCCCUGAAGAGGCCAGAUGUUCUGAAGGCGCGGCUAUGGAUCGAGUUUGAAUCAGAGAAAGGGUUAGACUACGGCGGUGUGGCCAGAGAGUGGUUCUUCCUCUUAUCUAAGGAGAUGUUCAAUCCUUACUACGGCCUUUUCGAGUAUUCUGCCACGGAUAACUACACACUCCAAAUCAAUCCCAACUCUGGCCUGUGCAAUGAGGACCACCUCUCUUACUUCAAGUUCAUCGGACGUGUUGCAGGAAUGGCCGUGUUUCAUGGAAAACUACUGGAUGGAUUUUUCAUUCGGCCAUUCUACAAGAUGAUGCUGGGAAAACAGAUUUCUCUUAAAGACAUGGAGUCUGUGGACAGCGAAUACUACAAUUCACUGAAGUGGAUUCUGGAGAACGAUCCCACUGAGCUGGACCUGAGGUUUUGUAUCGAUGAGGACAACUUUGGACAGACGUACCAGGUCGACCUGAAGCCCAGCGGCUCAGACAUGGUGGUCACCAACGAGAACAAGAAGGAAUACAUAGACCUGGUCAUCCAGUGGAGGUUUGUCAAUCGGGUCCAGAAGCAGAUGAACGCCUUCCUGGAGGGCUUCACUGAGCUCAUUCUUAUAGAUCUGAUCAAGAUCUUUGAUGAAAACGAACUGGAGCUGCUCAUGUGUGGUCUGGGUGACGUCGACGUCAACGACUGGAGACAACACACUGUUUACAAGAACGGCUACUGUCCCAACCACCCUGUUAUACAGUGGUUCUGGAAGGUCGUCCUGUUGAUGGAUGCUGAAAAGAGAAUUCGACUCCUCCAGUUUGUAACGGGAACAUCCCGAGUGCCCAUGAACGGCUUUGCUGAGCUUUAUGGUUCUAAUGGUCCUCAGCUGUUCACGAUCGAGCAGUGGGGAACACCGGAUAAGUUACCAAGAGCUCACACAUGUUUCAAUCGCUUGGAUCUGCCCACCUAUGAAUCCUUUGAGGACCUGAGAGAGAAACUUCUCAUGGCUGUAGAGAACGCGCAAGGCUUCGAAGGCGUCGACUAAAACCACAGGCCCUCGACUGCGUCCAACCUAUCCGAUGAGAAAACAAAACUAAACGCCACAGGGAUGUCAAACCAGCUGCUGUAGCAGUUCUGUGCAAGCAUGUUGUACUGUAAUGCCUGACCGUGAGCCACCUUCCACAGCACGGUGGUUUGAGACUGUACAGCGACUUGUCGAGCCAAUAUGCCUACGUCUUUAUAUCUUUUCAGUGUGGUAGGUCACUCUUUAAAGGUGCUGGGGAAAGAAAGGAAGCGUUGCACUCUUUGAAUGCUGAAAUCUAUUAUCCAUAGGCAUGAGCAAUGAAUGAUGGGAGCUGGCCCCUGAUCCACUGUUUCUUUCCCCUCUACCCUUGUCCUGUGAAAAUCUACAGUGCUGGAAAACACCAAUGCAUUUCAAUAGCUCCUUUAUGUACACUAUAGCACAGUAUUUGAGCGCCCUUCAGUGGAAGGGGUCUUAGCAUGGCCUUAAUCUGGCUCCUUCAUGCACUAUUUCUCUAAGAAACUGCAAUGGCACUAUGAUCACAACUGUCAAAUCCUUAGACCAACACCAGAUUACCUUAGGAAUGCUAGCCAAUCACAUUUCAGGAAAUCGGCCACACCCCUCCGUAGAGCCUUGUCUGUGUCGUGUGAUCAGAUAUCGCCGCUGCAGCCUUUUGUAGAAUAAGGUUUUCUUUUUUAGCCACUGGUAAGGAUUAGAAGAAUGGGAGGCAGGGGACGAAAUGAUCCCCACAGGUGAUUUUUUUUCUUUUUUUUUUAUAUAAUUUUUGUCAUCAAAGAACAGAUUUUCUUUUUAUCAUUGGUAUAAUUCUUGCAGGAAGUGCUCUCAGUGUAUUUGUACUGAUGAACAAUGUUCUUUACUAUUUUGACGACUAUAUAUGACAUGGUGUGUGAAGUGCAAAUUUGGCUCGUCUGGGACAUGAUUAAUCCAUAUCAUUUGUUACGGUGAUAGCAAAUGUGUUGAGAAAAACUGUUGUUUUUUUUUAUUGUAGUGCUUUGAAAGCAGCAUGAAACUGUACCUUGUGUUUGCUUGGACUACAUAUUAAUUUGGACGUGUAAUCGGUCUGGAGGUCGGGGUGGGGAAAACUAAAACUUGGGGUAGUUUCUCUGAGACGUCAUGAUUAUAUUAAUAUUCUCAUGCCUGUUGCUGUUCAUAAUGCUGUAAAUUGUUCUUGGAAAAACAACCAACCUUUUAAGUUCUUUCAUGAUAUAUAAAUAUAUGUAUGUAUUACAUUUAACAGAAGUAUUACUGAUCAACAACACUAAAAUGAAGCUGUGUGUGCGCGCGGGUGUCUGAGAGAAAAGCUGUGAUUGCCACUGAAUAUAAAGCAGCACGUUUCUUACAAAGAAAAAAAUGUGUUUUUCUUUUUUAUGUUCUUGUUUCUCUCUCCUUUUUCUAACACCGUUGAACCUAAAGGGCACUUUAUAGAUCACUCUGAGGUCAUGUCGCCUGUUGUAUGUCUUCUGUCGUUUACUUGAAUGUGAUUCUUUUUUUUGUUUUGUUUUCCAUUCUGAGCACUUUCUCGGUGCAAUAAAUAAAUAGUCUGUAAAUCUGGGCUGCUGCUAAAGUAGACAAAGUUGACAGAAGUGAAGCUGAGACUUCAUGUCCUUUUAGUCUUCUCUGUUCUCUCUCUUCUUUUGACCCCUGUCUCCAUGUUUUCCUCCCUUGUGUUUCUUCCCUGCUGUAAUCCCACCACUCAAACUAACUCAGUACAGAUUAGUCUUUUUUUUUUUUAGAGGGUUUUCUUUUUUAAUGAACGAGGGGGAAAUUUUCAUUUUUGUUAAAGAUUCCACCACUUUCUGCAACUCUUUGUGGUUCAUUUAACUUCAGUCAAAUAAAAUUGAAACUUCUCAGAA